Scophthalmus maximus (turbot) is the source of this 1916-nucleotide messenger RNA. RefSeq names its product C-reactive protein 1 (gene crp1). The transcript has 3 exons. Bases 108 to 785 code for a protein of 225 amino acids. The record is from RefSeq and is a predicted model, not a curated record. Lineage: Eukaryota; Metazoa; Chordata; Actinopteri; Pleuronectiformes; Scophthalmidae.
CACAGCUGACGUCAGGCCCUGUGCUAGGAGGGAAGAGGACUGGCCACGGGUCAUAAGAGAGUUGGGACUGAGUUAGAAACAUCGACCAACAAGGAAACAACGUCGAAAUGAGGUUUGCUGUGGUUUUGCUCAGUGUCUUUGGACUGUGUAUCAGUCUCUCCUCAGGAACACAAGUGGGUCUGCAGGACAAGGUCCUGGUCUUCCCAUAUGAGACAGACUUCAGCUUUGUGGCCCUGAUCCCGCAGAAGGAGAUGGGGCUGACGGCCCUCACACUCUGCAUGCGUGUGGCCAGUGAGCUGCCAGAGGAGCGGCAGAUCAUCCUGUUCGCCUACCGCACGGCCGACUACGAUGAACUCAACGUGUGGCGUGAGAAGGACGGCCGCAUCUCCUUUUACAUGAGCGGUGACGGCGCCUUCUUUCACCUGCCGCCCCUCACCACCUUCCGCACCAGCCUUUGCCUGACCUGGGAGUCUCGCACCGGCCUCGCUGCAUUCUGGGUGGAGGGCAAGCGAAGCACCUACCAGGUCUACAAACCUGGCCACACCAUCCGUCCACAAGGCACCAUCCUCCUGGGGCAGGACCCCGACAAGCACCUGGGGGGUUUGGAGGCCGUGCAGAGCUUCGUCGGGGAGGUGACCGAUCUGAACAUGUGGGACUAUGUGCUCUCUAGGAGCACGAUCCAGGCCUGGCACUAUGGGCACAAGGUCCCCAAGGGAAACAUCUUUGACUGGGCCACUAUCGAGUACGAGCUGAACGGGAACGUGAUGGUGGUGGACGACGACUGACUCGGGGUGGAGCUGAUUGCCGAGCGGGAUGAAGCUUUAGAGGUGUGUUUUGGACGGAUUGUGACGAGUGUGGUUUUCUUCCUUAGAUUCACUGUUGUUUAAUGUCAGGACCCUUCAACGGUUACUCCUAAAAGAACUCAAAUUGAGAGCAGGAGUGUUUGGGAUAUUCAGUAUCUCCCUAUAACUACAUAGUCGCUUCUAUCCAUUCACCUGCAAUAUGCAGUAGUAACCAAAUCCAGUACUUUGUCGUGCACAGAAGUCAGAUGUCAGCGGUUUUACAUCUUAAUGCGUCACUAGAAUAUUUAGCUACAUGUUAACUCAAUUAAUGAUGUCUAAUUCAGCAUGUUUUUAAGUUCCACUAGUCGCUCUUUGUAUCGCAAAGCUUUAUCCUCGGACUGCUGUGGGAACGGACAAAAUCAAGAACAAAACGUUGAUGUGCCAGAUGUAUCCAUUGGGUGGCAGUCUGCACUAGUUCGCAUCAAACAGAAACUUGUUUCAAACUGAGCUUCAUUGCACAUGCAUCCACAAAUAAAUGAUUUAAAUGUUAAGGGAACAAAAAACGUUUGAUUGCUACAAUUCAAAUAGAUUUGAUUUUGCAGAGCAUUUAGAUUUUGUAGAUCAUUUUAAACGAAACAUUUGCCAACAGCAAAUUGAUAAGAUUUAAUCUUGCAUCGGCAAUAACACCAUAUUGCAUUUAAAAGCAAAUCACAACUGACUUGAGACAUGACACCUUUAAACUAUCAGUUUAAAGAAAAUAAAAUAAAAAUGUUGCUUUGCAUACUGUAACAAAAACAAGCCUAUUUAAAACAAAUAGUUACCAUGCACUGAAAAUUUCUCAGCAUUAGUUUUUUUGCAGAUCAGUGAUAUUGACGACAAAAACCUGAACGAGACACUAAAAGCGGCGAACUGGAGGAUGCAUUAUUUCUACAGCAGACUUAAUGAUUUAACUGCAGCGAGAGACAAACAGCAAUUAUCAUGUUUGACAUCCAUAAAGUGGCCUUCGGUUACUGUGCCCGCUCAUGAAUUUUCCAUGUUUUAACUGAUGUAAGAUCGCUCUCGGGUCUGAAAUAAAAUCUUGCCAUGUGCAUAACUAAUAAUGUUUGUAAUUAAAGAGAACAUUCUGUCUUUGAA